UGAGUGAUUACGAAACAGUUUUUCACGUUUUUCAAUCAGACAAAAUGUGCUGUUUUCAUGAAUGAACACUUGAUGACGUGUUGUUGACAUUUUGUUGGAACCUUAAGAAAAGUCGACGUGUUGUUGGAACCUUAAGAAAAUGACUUUCCAAAAUAAAAGCGAGAUGACCUGUGGUCCCUGAACGCCUCACGCCUGGAGCGGGAGGAUUUGGGGGCGUGGCCAGUUAGCGAACCUGAUAUCGGACUUUUCUUCCUCGGCAGAUUUCAUCAACAUCACGCAGACAACUCUUCUUUAUUCUUAUUCUUCUUCUUCUUUAUUCUUCUUUAUUGUUGUUAUUGUUGCGACAGACAGGAAGAAUUAGCCGCCAUGUCGGAGAUGCAGCCUCCCGCCUGGAAGGACGAGCUGGCCGACAUGUCCCAGCACAUUUACCUGCAUGGAGGCAACAAGGUGGGUGGAGCGACGUACUUGAGAAGGAGUCGACUGAAAAGAUCGGACGGCAGCACGACGUCCACCAGUUUCAUCCUCAGACAAGGUUCUGCAGACUCCUACAUGAGCCGACCCUCGGACUUAGACGUGUCUGUGGAGGAGGACCAGGAGGAGCAGGAGGAGCAGGAGGAGCAGAGACAGCAGGCCGCCCUCCAACUGGAGAGGGCAAAGACCAAAGCCGUGGCCUUCGCCGUCAGGACAAACCUCAGCUACUGUGGCGCUCUUGAUGAGGACGUCCCAGUGGGCGGGGCCGCCGUCUCCUUUGAUGCCAAGGACUUCCUCCACAUCAAAGAGAAGUACAACAAGGACUGGUGGCUGGGGCGCCAGGUAAAGGAAGGAAGUGAGGUGGGCUUCAUUCCAAGUCCUCUCAAGCUGGAGAACAUGCGAGUGCAGCAGGAGCAGAGGAGAGGGAACUCCUCCUCCAGUCUGGGAGACAUGGUGUCAGCUCCCUUUAAGAGCAAUCCCAACAAGGCAGGGAAGCACAAACUCAAAAUGGCUGAGCAGGGGCCCCCCUAUGACGUGGUCCCCUCCAUGAGGCCGGUGGUCCUGGUGGGUCCGUCCCUGAAAGGUUACGAGGUGACGGACAUGAUGCAGAAGGCGCUCUUCGACUUCCUCAAGCACAGGUUUGAUGGCAGGGUCUCCAUCACCCGGGUGACGGCCGACAUAUCGCUGGCCAAGAGGUCGCUGCUCAACAACUCCGGGAAGCGGGCCGUCAUUGAGAGGUCCACCGUCAGCUGCAGCCUUGCGGAGGUGCAGAGCGAGAUCGAGCGCAUCUUUGAGCUGGCCCGCUCCCUGCAGCUGGUGGUUCUGGACGCCGACACCAUCAACCACCCGGCUCAGGUCCUCAAGACCUCCCUGGCGCCCAUCAUCAUCCACGUCAAAGUGUCCUCGCCCAAGGUCCUGCAGCGUCUGAUCAAGUCUCGAGGCAAGUCUCAAAGCAAACACCUGAACGUGCAGCUGGUGGCGGCCGAGAAGCUUUCCCAGUGUCCGUCGGAAAUGUUUGACAUCAUCCUGGACGAGAACCUGCUGGAGGACGCCUGCGAGCAUCUGGCCGAGUACUUGGAGGCGUAUUGGAGGGCCACGCACGCCUCGCCCGGGGCCGCGCCCAACCCCCUGCUGGGGCGCAACCUGGGCUCCACCGCGCUGUCGCCGUAUCCCGCCGUCUUCCAGGCCCAAUGGAACCGUUCAAGCGGAGAACUGGUCCCGGUGGAGCGUGGCGGCGGCCUGAUGCCGGUGGACCAGAACCUCCACAAGGAGCGGACGAGGAGCAAUCGCAACCGCUUGUCGUCCGGCUCGCAACACCUGCCUCUGAUGGAGGAGGACCCUGACCAGGACUCCUACAGGCCUCAUCGGAACCAGGACUGCAGACACAGGCUGGGAUGCUAACUUGGACUCUAGGGACCGCGACCACCAUGGGUCUUGUCCAUGUGGACCGCGACCAACAUGGACCGUGAGCAACAAGGGUCUUGUCCAUGUGGACCGCGACCAACAUGGGUCUUGUCCAUGUGGACUGCGACCAACAUGGACCGUGAGCAACAAGGGUCUUGUCCAUGUGGACCGCGACCAACAUGGGUCUAGUCCAGGUGGACCGCGACCAGCAUGGGUUUUGUCCAUGUGGACCGCGACCAACAUGGACCGUGACCUUGUCCAUGUAGACUGCGACCAACAUGGGUCUUGUCCAUGUGGACCGCGACCAACAUGGGUCUUGUCCAUGUGGACCGCGACCAACAUGGACCGUGAGCAACAAGGGUCUUGUCCAUGUGGACUGCGACCAACAUGGGUCUUGUCCAUGUGGACCGCGACCAACAUGGGUCUUGUCCAUGUGGACUGCGACCAACAAAGGUCUUGUCCAUGUGGACUGUGACCAACAAGGGUCUUGUCCAUGUGGACUGUGACCAACAAGGGUCUUGUCCAUGUGGACUGUGACCAACAAGGGUCUUGUCCAUGUGGACUGUGACCAACAAGGGUCUUGUCCAUGUGGACUGUGACCAACAAGGGUCUUGUCCAUGUGGACUGUGACCAACAAGGGUCUUGUCCAUGUGGACUGUGACCAACAUGGGUCUUGUCCAUGUGGACCGCGACCAACAAGGGUAUUUUUCAU
This is a messenger RNA of Nerophis ophidion (straightnose pipefish), 2587 nucleotides long. RefSeq names its product calcium channel, voltage-dependent, beta 4a subunit (gene cacnb4a). Gene Ontology annotation, cellular component: voltage-gated calcium channel complex. NCBI's taxonomy places the organism in Eukaryota, Metazoa, Chordata, Actinopteri, Syngnathiformes, Syngnathidae. Bases 367 to 1872 code for a protein of 501 amino acids. Gene Ontology annotation, biological process: neuromuscular junction development; calcium ion transmembrane transport; regulation of voltage-gated calcium channel activity. The record is from RefSeq and is a predicted model, not a curated record. The transcript is spliced from 14 exons. Gene Ontology annotation, molecular function: protein binding; high voltage-gated calcium channel activity.